CCCGCCCCCGGCUAGGAGCGCUUCCGGAGUCCCGCGCGUGAGCCGCGGAUCCACGCAGGCAUGGUGGCUUUGGGGUUUGUGUUUGGGCUGGUGCUAACAGUUCUUUGGGUCGGCAGAAGUGCAGGUAUCUAUUUCCGUUUUGCGUCAUACAUCAAUAAUUACAUGGUGCUGCAGAAGGAGCCUGCAGGAGCAGUAAUCUGGGGCUUUGGUACACCUGGAGCCACAGUGGUAGUGACCUUGUGCCAAGGUCAGGACAUCAUCAUGAAGAAAGUGACCAAUGUGAAAGCGCCCUCUAACUCCUGGAUUGUGGUACUGGAUCCUAUGAAGGCUGGGGGACCUUAUGAAGUGAUGGCACAACAGACUUUGGGGACAAUGAAUGUCACCUUGGAAGUUCAUGAUGUCUUGUUUGGAGAUGUCUGGCUUUGCAGUGGGCAGAGUAACAUGCAGAUGACUGUUUUACAGGUCUUCAAUGCCACACAGGAGUUGUCCAACACUGCUGCCUACCAGUCCAUCCGUAUCUUCUCUGUCGCUCUCAGGCAGGCAGGACAGGAGCUGGAGGACCUUGAUGCAGUUGACUUGCCAUGGUCCAAGCCCACUUCAGAAAAUCUAGGCCAUGGAAAUUUCACAUACAUGUCAGCAGUAUGCUGGCUCUUUGGGCGUUAUCUGUAUGACACUCUGCAGUAUCCUGUUGGGCUGAUCUCCUCUAGCUGGGGUGGGACACCCAUUGAAGCCUGGUCAUCUGGAAGAUCACUGAAAGUUUGUGGAGUCCUUAAGAGACGGUUUGUUCCAGGGAAUGAGGAUCAUGGAGCAGGUGAUCUGGUGAGACCUGUGGAUCUUGCUGAUUUCAGGUCCAUUCCACCAGAUUCAGUAACUGGUCCAAGAGAGCACUCUGUUCUCUGGAAUGCCAUGAUCCAUCCACUGCAGAAUAUGACACUGAAAGGAGUGGUGUGGUACCAGGGGGAAGCUAAUAUGGAUUAUAACAGGGAUCUGUAUAAUUGCACUUUCCCUGCACUCAUUGAAGAUUGGCGCCAGACCUUCCACCGUGGCUCCCAGGGGCAGACUGAGCGCUUCUUUCCAUUUGGAUUUGUUCAGCUAUCGUCAUACUUGCCUGUAAGCAUGUCUGACUAUGGGUUUCCUGAGAUCCGCUGGCAUCAGACAGCAGACUUUGGCUCUGUCCCCAACCUGAUGAUGCCUGGUGCUUUCAUGGCCGUUGCUAUGGAUCUCUGUGACAGGGACUCACCUUUUGGCAGCAUUCACCCUCGAGAUAAACAGACUGUGGCUUAUCGUCUGCACUUGGGGGCCCGUGCUGUGGCUUAUGGUGAGAAGAACUUGACCUUCCAAGGACCAUUGCCUAAGAAGAUAGAGCUCUUGACUUCCAGUGGGCUGCUCAACCUUACAUAUGACCAGCAAAUCCAGGUGCAGGGGCAGGAUAAUAUAUUUGAGAUCUCCUGUUGCAGUGACCAUCAGUGCAAGUGGCUGCCAUCUCCCAUGAACACGUUCUCCAUCCACAUUCUGACCUUGGAUAUCAGUUCUUGUCCUGGCACUGUGGCUGCUCUUCGUUAUGCCUGGACCACAUGGCCUUGUGAAUACAAGAAGUGCCCAGUUUACCACUCCAGCAGUACCCUGCCAGCUCCUCCCUUCAUUGCCUUCAUUACAGAUCAGGCUCCUGGACAUUAGACCAGGGUUGCCAGAUAGCAUUUGCAGCAUUGUACAAUCUUAACUACAAGGGAGGGUCCUUUAGAUUGUGCACUUGAGAGUUAAAAUGAUAACUGUUGCUUUUAAAGGAAAUUAACAGAAAGUGUCAUUGCACAACUCCCAGAUAGCUUGUGAUUGUGCCAAUGUUAUGAGAUGAGCCAGGGCUUGCAGGAACUUGAAAUGCUCAUCUUUGUCCCUUAGUCUAAGCCUCUGAACUACAAUGAAAUUGGGUACCAGUGCCACUCCCCUUGUGUCACUGGGAGUGAAGUGCCUAUUUCCCCCACUUUUCCCCUAGAACUGUGGAAUCUCAGGCCUGGAAGCAAUUUCAAAGGCAGUGGAGGCUGGUAUUUCAUGGUAUCCUUCGCAAACUCCUGGUGGUUUCUAUAUGAAGUUUCCAAGUCUUUCAUUAUAUGGAACUGAUUUUUUUUUCCCUCAGGAAACCUUACUACUUUAUGACAGUCUCUCAGGCAACUGAAGACAGAUUUAUUUGUAUUCUCAUUAAGUCCCAAACAAUUGUUAUUUCAGUCUACUGAAUGAUAAUUUGAAUGUUUAAGGCAAACAUAUUACAUAUCAGCCUCAUAUUCAGGCAUAUUUGGGGUGCUAAAGACCUGCCUUAGGGAAUAAAGACACAGGAGCUAGGGCACACAUUCAGGUGAGGGGUGGGGAAAUCACAGGCAUACAACACAUGAAAGCAAACAGAAGUAACUGAGGCAAACAAGUCUUCAGACAGAAGUCUUAGGCUGUUUAGAGACAAAGGGUCUAACUAAGGUUAAUCCCUACAGAAAAAAAGACAGUGAGGCCACAUGAUAAGCUUACAGAACAAAGGCGAAAUGGGUUUUUAUGUAUACUUUUAAGAACCAUAAUGCAGCUUAUUGGCUGAUCAGAAAUAGCUGACAGCUCUUGAAAAUUCUAUUACAAAUUGUGUUACUUUUGUUGUUGCGACAAAACACCUGACAAGAAUGAUUCAAGGAGGAAAAGGGUUUAUUUUGCUUCAGAGUUUGAGAGUACAGGCCAUUGUUUCUGGCAAGUCAUGUGGGAAGGAGCUGAGGCAGCUGGUCACAUUGAUUGUACUCAUCAAGUUGAGAGGGAUGGAUGCUGAUGUUCAGCUCAUUUUCUCCUGUUGUAUUCAGUCUGAGACCCCAGCCCAUGAAACUGUGCCACCUACCCACAUUUAGAGCAGGCCUUACCACCUCAAUUACCUAGAGACUCCCCCUUAGAUAUGCCUAGAGGUUUGUCUCCUGAUUCUAGAUCCUGUUGACAAUCAGUACUGACCAUCACACUAGUUAAAAUUAUAUUCACAUCAGACUUAAAAUUCUCCUUGGGGGCUGGGGAGAUGGUUCAGUGGCCAAGACAUUUGUCUGCAAAGCCUAACAAGCCAAGUUCAUUUCCCUAGUACCCAUGUAAAGCUAGGUGCACAAAGUGGCACAUGUAUCUGGA
Jaculus jaculus (lesser Egyptian jerboa) is the source of this 3132-nucleotide messenger RNA. It is a transcript of the gene Siae, whose product is annotated as sialic acid acetylesterase. Gene Ontology annotation, biological process: carbohydrate metabolic process. The transcript has 10 exons. The coding region runs from base 61 to 1677 and encodes 538 amino acids. Gene Ontology annotation, molecular function: sialate O-acetylesterase activity. NCBI's taxonomy places the organism in Eukaryota, Metazoa, Chordata, Mammalia, Rodentia, Dipodidae. The record is from RefSeq and is a predicted model, not a curated record.